GAAGGUUUGUAGAGAGAGAAGUAGUGGGUCUCACUCUUAGCUGCUCAACCAGCUCUUCAUAUUCUCUCCAAAACAUCAUCACUCACUCAUCUCCAACAAAUUUUCCUCCUCCUUUUUCUUUUUUUGCCCUUUUGUUUCUCCGAGGAGGAAGAAUUAUUGUUGAUUGCGACGAUUCUCUCGUUUUUUUCUUCAAGAUCUGUUCUUGCUGGGAAUGAUAAGAAGAUGGGGAAGAACGGAAAAUGGUUUUCUAGUGUAAAGAAAGCUCUUAGCCCUGAUUCCAAAGGGAAGAAAGAACAGAAAUCAAAGAAGAGAUGGUUUGGCAAACAUCAUCAACUGGAUUCUGAUUCCACCUCUUUAGCAAAUGUCAGAGAUCUUUCUCCUCCUCCUAUCCCUCCACCUUAUGUGGAAGAGGUGAAAACAAUUGACACAACAAAUGAGCAGAAUCAGCACGGUGCCUAUUCUGUUCCGGCUGAUGUUGCUGUUGAACCUGUUGUUUAUCCUGUGGAGACCCCUGUGGAGGUUGUUCGAGUUGUCAAGGUUAAUAAGUUUGCUGGAAAAUCAGGAGAAGAAGCAGCAGCAAUGCAGAUUCAAACUGCAUUCAGAGGAUACUUGGCAAGAAGAGCAUUACGAGCUUUGAGAGGGCUAGUGAGACUCAAAUCACUGAUGGAAGGGCCUACUGUAAAGCGACAAGCCACACACACCUUGCGGUGCAUGCAAACUCUAGCCAGAGUGCAGUCACAGAUUCAUUCGAGGAGGGCUAGAAUGUCGGAAGAGAACCAGGCCCUCCAGAGACAACUCCUACAGAAACACGCGCAAGAGCUGGAGAAGUUGCGGAUGGGAGAGGAAUGGGAUGACAGCCUACAGUCAAAAGAACAGAUUGAAGCUAACCUGCUACACAAGUAUGAGGCGGCUAUGAGAAGGGAAAGAGCACUCGCUUACUCAUUUUCCCAUCAGAAAACCUUGAAGAACCCUUCAAGAUCUGCAAAUCCUAUGUUUAUGAUGAGUUCUGGCAACCCGGAAUGGGGUUGGAGCUGGUUGGAACGAUGGAUGGCAGCCCAUCCAUGGGAGAAGGGCGGUAUGGCAGAGAAGGAACUCAGUAAUGACCACUCAUCAGUGAAGAGUGGAAGCCGCAGCAUGGUUGGAGGAGAAAUUAGCAAGUCUUACGCUCGCUUUCAGCUCAAUUCUGAUAAAAUUUCACCAGUAGACAGUGAGAAGAUGAGGCAAACCAAGAGCCCACGUUCGCCUUUGACUCCUAAGCCAGCCUUUUCGGCAGUUGCUAGAAAAGUGAAGUCAGCAAGUCCAAGGAGCAGCAUUGGAGGUGCAGAUGACGACAACAGAAGCAUGAUUAGUGUGCAAUCAGAUCGAUUUAGAAGGCACAGCAUUGCAGGAUCAUCGGUGCGAGAUGACGAGAGCCUUGGUAGCUCUUCAACAGUUCCGAGUUACAUGGUGGCUACGGAGUCUGCAAGGGCCAAGUCCAGGUUACAAAGUCCAGCUGGGGUAGAGCAAAACGGGACACCGGAGAAGGAAAAAGGACCUCUGGGGCCAGCAAGGAAGCGACUUUCUUACCCACCUUCACCCGCCAGAGCUAGGCGGCAGUCAGUUCCAAAAAAGGUGGAAUUUAACAACAUAAAUGCAGAAAUAGCUGUGGCUAGUGGACAAGGCUAGGUUGUGAAUGUUGAGAAAUGGGUAUAGAAGACACGAAGAAAAGGAUAAAGGGUCAUUGUCAAAUUGUGAAAGUAUUUAUUCAUUGCUGAGAGAGUGUUGUUUUGUGGUGAACACCUGAAAUUAGACUCUCUUGGUUCAGUCAUUUCACUUUUUAUUUGUGAUUAUGUAUUCUGUUAUUCAUUGUUUGAAACCUUGAUAUGUGUAUUAUGAUCGAAAAAUAAUAUCUGAAUAUCUUUUGAACAGCUUGUUAUUGUUUCAAUCAUUAAUACAUUGAGUUUACUUGUAA
Messenger RNA from Mercurialis annua (annual mercury), 1951 nucleotides. Its product is annotated as protein IQ-DOMAIN 2. Bases 223 to 1665 code for a protein of 480 amino acids. The record is from RefSeq and is a predicted model, not a curated record. Gene Ontology annotation, molecular function: protein binding. NCBI's taxonomy places the organism in Eukaryota, Viridiplantae, Streptophyta, Magnoliopsida, Malpighiales, Euphorbiaceae. The transcript is spliced from 6 exons.